Messenger RNA from Engraulis encrasicolus (European anchovy), 2737 nucleotides. RefSeq lists its product as uncharacterized. The transcript has 6 exons. Lineage: Eukaryota; Metazoa; Chordata; Actinopteri; Clupeiformes; Engraulidae. The record is from RefSeq and is a predicted model, not a curated record. Bases 317 to 1447 code for a protein of 376 amino acids.
AUAAUAACUACAGAAAUUCAAGUAAAAGUUGCCGAACGCUGGUGUGACGUCAGAUGGUAGACAUGAAUCACGUGCCCCUAGAGCUGCUUGUCUCACUUUACUGAUCUGAUGAACUUGAUGCGUGCUUGGUGAAAAUCUGAGUGUGCCGGUUCGCGGACCAAACUCGGCGUGCAUUCAGUUCUGUCGGUGUUGUUGGUCGUCGGUUUUCCCUUUCCCGGACGUUUUGAAAGUGUGGAAAUACACCACGGUUAAGGAAGAGCUGGAGCUUUUAACCCUUCACGAGGCACCCCAUUAAGGUGUCUUCCUGCCUGCUCAGAUGUCCACCACAGCAAAGCUGCGAGUCAUUUUUGAUGAUCUUACUGUGCGCAAAUUGAUUCUACCAUCCGGUAUCCCCAGUACUCUUCAGGAUCUCAAGCUUGUCAUCCAGAGCACAUUCAGCACUCCAGAUGGCUUUUCUCUAAUGUAUCAAGAUGUGGAGUUCGGGGGCCAAUUCUUUACACUGACCUCUAUAGAAGAUGUGCAAGACAGGGGUACGCUCAAAGUUGUUAAAGUUGAACCAGUCAUUGUAGAUCUCUGUGCAGUGGAAGAAUCAGAUGGCGUGUCAUCCACAUCUUUAGCAUCUCAGGACACAAUUUUGCUCUCGUCAUCAUCUGAUGAAAGUCCCUUGUCCCAACCAUGGCCAAGAAAUGUUGAAAUUGGAGAAACAAAAGAGGCAAUGGAAGAAGAGAGGGUGGUUCUACUCACAGAAGUGAAAAAGAACAACAACGAGGAGAUUAUCCGUGAGAAAAUGGAGAAGACCUUUUCGUAUCGACGGUUGGAGGUUGUCAACCAGAUGCCCUCAGUCCCAGAUGUCAUGGCGAGAUGGCCUGCCCUUUUCUAUGAGUCUCAGGUAAAGGAGGAGUUCAAGAGGAUCACAACUAUCCAUCUGGACCAAACCUUUUUGACUAAGAUGGAUCUCUACACUCCAAAACUCCUGACCAUCUUCAAGACAAAGGGUGGGACUGCAGGCACAAAAAUAAACAGCGUCUUGGAGUCACUCAGUCAGAAACAGAUCUAUAGCCAUGAUGCGGUCAUCCGUUGUCUGAUCCAUUUCCUGGGAGAAUCGGCAGAGGAGCUCAUUAAAGACUACCAGCAGGAUGUUUCCAAGGAUGCCAUCGAACAAGACAUCAAAGACCAUGAGAUCAAGAUCCUUGUGCUGGGCAGUGCUGCAGAGGGUGUCCCCCCAACUGAUGUCAUCAUUGUGAUCGAUGGUACAGAGGUAUUGGGUGGUUGUAAAACACUCACCAAUGCUUGCAUUUUGCUCAUGGGCUUUGUGUACUCCCUAGAUCUCAGAUAUCCCCCAAAAUUGCAAUAUACAUUUGAAGUUUUUCAAAAGUUGUUUUUGGAGUUGGAUGAUUUUAAGUUCUCCCCCAAAGUGGAUUCUCUGUGGAGGAAACUGGUACUGUAAAAGGGAAAUGAAACUACAGCACAUGCGGCACAGAUGCAAUUGAAUUGUGAGCUUGUUCAUAACUGUUCAUGAAGGGCUUUGAGUUAUGCGUCUUGCUCUUUAGUGUAGGUUUAUUUAAGGACUUGAUUAAUGUAAAAAUGGGCCUGUACAGGUUGGAUUUGUCUUUCUUUUCAUUCUUUUUUACUUUGAAUUUCAUUACUGUGUACUAUAGGUCCAGUUAUUAAGUUCCCUCUCAGUCUUUGCAUCAUUUAUAGGACCCACAUCACUCACCAGUACUUGCAUUCUGCUCAUGGGCUUUGUGUACUCAAUAAGUAUGUGCAUCCCAGUUUGGAGCAUAUCGGAGCUUUAAAGUUUUUCAAAAGUUGCGUUUGGAUGACUUCAACAUUCUCCAAAAAGUGGGUUCUUUGAGGGUAAAUCUACUACUGUAAAAGGAGAAUAUGCCAUUGUAUAUUACGGAUGAGUGACUUCACUUUGAAGUCUGUGUGCAUAAGUCUGAGUUAUGCGUCUUGCUAGGUUUGUUCAACAAGUUCAAUAAUGUACAGAUGGACAUGGGCAACUUAUUGCGUUUUUCUUUUAUUUUAAAGAAUUUUAUUCUUUGAAUAUUUUAUUAUUGUGCACUAUAGGCCAAUUAGUUGGUUCCCUUGCAAACAUUUUCCGUCCCAAGGCUAACUCAUUCCUCACUUACGUGAACCACACACACACACACACACACACACACAGACACAGACGCGCGCGCGCACGCAUGCAGUUUGUUUCAUAUAAAUUGGCCCAGACCAGAGAUUACUUUUAUACCGUUCUGUGAUCAAAUGUUUCUGGAUUACUUCUCUUAAUGGUACAUUAAGAACAAGAGCUAAGCUAAAUUGAGAUAGAUGAUAACAGUAAGACAGAGGUCAAGUUUAGAUAACCAGUCAAGCAGAACUUGAGAAGAAGGAUCACAGAUGAGGGAACAGAAAAUGAGUCAACUCUAUUCAUCCUUCUUCUCAAAUAUUGCUCAACUGUUUAUCUCAACUUCACCUCCUUUGUCUUAGUUAUAUCACAGAAUACAGUGUCUCUGAACAUUUCAAGAAAGGCCACAAAGUGGACCCUCCCUACUCUGUCUCUCUCGCGCACACACACGCUUAAACACGCUCCCAUUCCUAUUUUUUUUGCUUUUUUCCCCCAGUGUUUUAUUGAACGUUUCAUUUUUAUCAUCUUGAAGAAUUUAAUUGUAUCUUGAAGAAUUUUAUAUUGUCAUGUACAAAAUGCCCACUUUUUUGUAUGCAGGUUUUGCGUUGAAAAAUAAAUGGCAAA